UGCGGUGCUCUGUCAAAACAGAAGAAUAACAGUUGCGGCUGUUCCGAGCACUUGUCUAAAAUUUAUAAUUUUUAAGUAGAAUAAAAAUAUAAACUAAAGCAAUGUCUACGGCACGAGAAUUAUCAAAGAAAUUAUACUACAUUCAGAAACCAAAUCGAUGGACAAGUGGAAUUGGUGCUGCAUUACCUGAAUCUUACAAAAAAUUUUGGAAAGAAUGGAAACUAACGACACCCUCUCCAGUUCACUAUAUCCCAGAAGAAGGAAGAUUUAAAAAAAGAGAAGAUGGUACAAUAGUGCCAAUACAAAAUAAUCCAAUACCCUUGAAAUAUCCAAAGGAAUUCCAUGAAGGCAUAUGGGGUGGCGAGGCUGUUGUAAUGGGAUUUUAUAAAAAACAUUUUUACAAGCGUAGAUUCAGAAAAUACUGGGUUCCCCAACUCAAAAAAUCUGUGGUAUACAGUGAAGUACUCAAUAAGUAUAUGCGAAUGACUGUAACCGAUAGAACCCUGGAAUUGGUACAUAAACAUUAUGGAUUUGAUCACUACUUAUUAAGUACAAAAGCUUGUGAUCUCAUGUCAGAACUUGCUCUUAAAUUAAAGCGUGAAAUACUCAUAAGUCUAGCUGAUAAAACUCUGUAUCCUGAUGAUCCAGUCAAACGAGAUGAAGUAUAUGAAAAAUACAAAAAAUAUUUAGAACCUUACUCUAGAGAAGAUAUUGAAUGGUAUGGUUUAUCUUGGAAAAAUGCUACUGGCAAAUUCAUUAAAAUGCAGUUGGCUGCAUACAAUCCUCAGCCAUUGAAAAUUCAAUUUAGAGCAGAACUUAUAAAACAACUUCAAGAUGAGCAACUAGAGAGUGGUUCUGAAGAAUCUCAAAGCUCUUGGCUGUCUAAAAUCAAUCCAUUUGGAAGUAAAAGCAGUAGCAGCCUACAAGCUUAAGUAAAUUGUUAUGUUUGUAAAUGAUUAUAAUAUAGAGAAUAAUAAAUGUUUUGUAAAUCUAAAAA
Molecule: messenger RNA, 997 nt
Organism: Phymastichus coffea
Lineage: Eukaryota; Metazoa; Arthropoda; Insecta; Hymenoptera; Eulophidae
Gene: mRpL28
Product: large ribosomal subunit protein bL28m
Exons: 6
Coding region: 102-932 (276 amino acids)
Cellular component (GO): mitochondrial large ribosomal subunit
Molecular function (GO): structural constituent of ribosome
Source: RefSeq, a predicted model, not a curated record